This is a messenger RNA of Durusdinium trenchii, 2140 nucleotides long. NCBI's taxonomy places the organism in Eukaryota, Dinophyceae, Suessiales, Symbiodiniaceae. The record is from the annotation of a GenBank genome assembly.
CUAGUAACAAGUGCAUCGCUUGUCUCACCCAUACGUCCUAGACAGUCCCACGUUCCAGCUGACUUGCUCCCGGGAGCUUCCCCAUGCGCCGAGUGAAGCGCCAUGGCCAAGAAGCAGGUGGCAGGAUACAUCUUGGAAAAGCGAAUUGGCAAAGGCUCCUACGCAACAGUGUGGAAAGGACGGGACGACAAACAUGAACUUUAUGCAAUUAAAGUGAUCAGCCGCCAGACGGUGACCGAAACCGCACAGUUGAGGCAAGAAGUAGAGGUCUUACGCAAAAUCUCUCAUCCAAAUAUUGUGCGCUUUCGCGACCUCAAGAAGAGCACAGCGCACUUUUACUUGGUUUUGGAGUACUGUGCCGGUGGCGACCUCUCGCAGUUUCUUCGUGCGAAAGGCCGGGUGCACGAAGAGACGGCUCGGCGCUUCUUGAAGCAGAUUGCCAGCGGAUUGUUUGUGCUGCACAGUUCCAACCACUUACAUCGUGACCUGAAGCCGCAGAACAUCCUCCUCAGCGACAAUUCCAUCGACCCGGUGCUCAAGCUAGCAGACUUCGGCUUUGCAAGAGCCCUGCAGCCACAAGACAUGGCAGCCACCGUGUGUGGCUCACCGCUCUAUAUGGCUCCAGAGAUUCUAAGACACGAGCCCUACGAUGCAAAAGCAGACCUGUGGUCGGUUGGGGCGAUUCUGUACGAGCUCUUGCUCGGAAGGACACCCUUCUCCGGGACAAACCCUUUGCAACUCUUGGCGAACAUUGAGAAGAGCACGGCCUUGUCUUUUGAAGGUGUACAGUUGUCAACACAGGGUCAGCAGUUCUUGCGAGCUCUUUUGGUACACAGCCCCUCUCAGCGUCUCUCUAGCCAGGAAUUCAUGCAGCACCCUUAUGUGAGCCUUGAAACGGCGGCAGAUGCAAGUCAACCAGCUGUGGCCGAGACUGUACAGGAGGCCGCGGAUGGUAGCUUCAUCAUGACAGACUGGAUUGACAAGGCAUUGCCCCAGUCACGUGGUGCAUCUCCUGCAUAUUGCUCACCGGAGGAGAGUCCGCGAGAUAUCACUGAAGAGGCACAAGGUACAGGCUUCGUGACUGCAAGCAGCAGUGCCGGCAGUGGAUAUCGAGGCGAAGCUGGAGAGACGGUGAAGAAGGUGGAGGAGCUGACGGCUUCAGAGGUGGGCAUUGCCAAAGAUGUUCCCGCCAUCCCUGGCAAUGUGUCUCCGUUCAUGGCUGAGGUCAUCAACGGUGCACGGCGGGACACCCACAAGGCGUGCGCCGCUGCCAGUGAGGAACUCCCAAGGCGGAAUGGUAACAUGGACGAAGACUAUGUGGUCUUGGCCAGCAACACGCCCACCUCCUUCGCGCGGGGAAAGGGCCCAACCCCUGCAUUGGCAGCCAGUAGCUUUUGCAGCAAUCUCAAUCGCAUUGCGCGCACGUUGGAGCAGCUAGCCCUCAGGCUGGUGGAGCAAGCGCCAGUGGAAGCUUUGACACUCUUGGUGCGGGCCUUGUCCUUGCUGGAGAAGGCGCUCAAAGUCUCCCUGGAUGACGAUCAGAUGGGAGAACCACUGCGCCGUGACUUCACGCGAACCUUCGCCACGGCCGAGAAGGUGGAACGACAGCUUCAAGCAGCGCAAAGCAUGGAGCAGUAUGCCAUUGCGCAGCCCAACCGCGCAAUCUUCGAGUCUGCGGUGCAGCAUGCGAAGGAUGCGGCAGUUGUGCUUUCCAAAGGGCAGGAGGCUGGCGGCUGGGAGGCCCCCUGCCAUGAGAAGCUGACCUUGGCCUUGCUUCUCCUGGAGCUCCUGAGAAGUGAAGCUGAUGGAGAAGACGUUCCAGCCAUCGCCGCAUACACAGACCCAAUUGCACGUUUGGCGGAUGAGAUAGAGAGGCGGCUGAAAGUCCCUGUUCCAGCAGCCCGGCCAGCUUGAAUGAAGGUACUGGCGUCACAGUUGUCAUUGUGAAAUGCUUUUCUUUGAGGAAGUCAGAAAGAUUCAACAUGAUUCAACCAAAAGUUUGCCCAGUAUCGUUGCAGCUGCUUCUGUUGACGAAAAGGCUCCCAACUCCACUGAAAGCCCGCUGUCUCCUCGCAAUCUUCCAAAUCCAGAAUCCUUUGGAGACUUAAUUGCGGCCUGCUCAUCGGCAUCAAGUGGUAUC